UGGAAUAAAAUUAUAAAAAUCAGAUUAUUAUCCAUUAGGUCAAUAAUAAUGAUUAUUCACAUUUGUUUCAAUUAGAAAAUCUUUCUUUGUUCCAUUCCAUUCAUUCAUUCGCACACACAUACAAUCAUUUUACUUUUCAAAUGGAUCUCAAUACAGAGAAAUUACCGAAUUUUAAAUCAUCAUUUCUUUUGUUCAAAAGGAAAUGGAAAAGAUUGCCAAAAUUUCUUCGUUUCUAUCUGAUUGUUGCCAUUAUAUUUAUUUUAUUUACAUUUUCAUAUUAUCUAUUGUUUAUUGGUACAAAGAAAAAUCUUAUCAGAAUUGAUGAAAAUGUUGAUUCAUUGUUGUUGAAUAAUGAUAAUAAUGGUGAUAAUAAUCAAAAUAUUCAUCUGCCAUCACAAUUUAUUGAACAUAAUAUUAUGCUUCCACCACAAAAUUCAAAUUCAGAUAAUUUAGAUAAUACAAACAAAGAAUUUGUUUCGACAAAAAAAUUACCAUCUAUUUUACUCGAUGGUGAUAAUGAUGAUGAUGAUGGUGAUAAAAUGAUAACCAAUGAAGAAUUAUUUAUUGCAUCAAAAAAACAAAACGAACAACAAAAAUUAAUACAAGAAGCAAUUCAACAUUCAUGGAAUGGUUAUCGUAAAUAUGCAUGGGGUAAAGAUAUGUUAAAACCAAUUACACAAAAAGGUUCAAAUUGGUUUGGUAUUGGUUUAACUAUUUUAGAUUCACUUGAUACAUUGUUGAUUGCUGGCCUAAAUGAUGAAUUUAAACAGGGUCUCGAAUGGGUUAAAAAUGAUCUAACAUUCGAUGUUAAUGAAAAUGUUAAUUGUUUUGAAACAACUAUACGUGCAUUAGCUGGAUUAAUGUCAGCAUAUCAUAUAAGUAAGGAGAAAAUUUUAUUGGAAAAAGCAAUCGAUCUUGGUGAUCGUCUGAUACAUUGUUUUGAUUCACAAAGUAAAACAGUACCAUUUAGUGAUGUUAAUUUGAAAAAGAAAAUGGCUAAAGCACCAUCUUAUAUGCCUGAAUCAUCAUUAUCCGAAGUAUCAAGUGUACAAUUGGAAUUUCGUGAUCUAUCCUAUGAAACUAAUGAUAAAUCAUAUGAAGAAAAAUCAUUUGCAACAUCAAAACAUAUACAUGAUUUAAUACAACAACGAAAAAAUUAUUUACUACCAAUGUAUAUAAAUCCUUAUACGGGUAAUCUAAUGACAUCGACAAUAACGAUGGGUGCACGUGCCGAUUCAUAUUAUGAAUAUCUUUAUAAACAAUAUUUACAAACGAAAAUUGAAUUUUUAUUGGAUGAUUAUAUUCGAUCGAUUGAUGCUAUUGAAAAUCGUUUAACGUCAAGAACAAAGAGUAAACUAAAAUUAUUAUAUAUUGGUGAAAUAUUAAAUACAGAUCAGCAAUCAAUACAUCCAAAAAUGGAUCAUUUGGUUUGUUUUUUAUCCGGUACAUUAGCAUUAGGCUAUUAUCAUGAACAUUUACAACCAUUUUAUCGAUUACAAAUUGUAAAUGAAACAUUUAUUAAUCAUUUAAAAUUAGCUGAAGAUUUAGCACGUACAUGUCAUUAUAUGUAUAAUUUAACUGAAACUGGUUUAUCACCUGAAAUUGGUUAUUUUGGUCAAGAUUAUCAAGAUGGUGAUUUUUAUAUCAAACCAAGAGAUACACAUAAUCUAUUACGUCCAGAAUUUGUUGAAUCAUUAUUUUUUCUUUAUCAUAUAACUGGUAAACAAAUUUAUCGUGAUUGGGGUUUACAAGUUUUUAAUGCAUUUCAAAAAUAUACACGUAUUAAUACCGGUGGUUAUACAACAAUCAAUGAUGUUCGUCAUCCAAAAAAUGUUAAACCAAAAGAUAAAAUGGAAUCAUUUUGGCUGGCUGAAACAUUGAAAUAUCUUUAUUUAUUAUUUAUGGAUGAUCAUAAAAUUAUACGAAAAUUGUUAAAUAAUUAUGUUUUCAAUACUGAAGGACAUUUAUUACCAAGAAGAGUUUAGAAAAUUCUGUUUGUGUUUGUAAAAAUAAUAAUAAAUAAAAGCUUAUUU
Messenger RNA from Dermatophagoides pteronyssinus (European house dust mite), 2033 nucleotides. It is a transcript of the gene alpha-Man-Ib, whose product is annotated as alpha-Mannosidase class I b. Gene Ontology annotation, biological process: mannose trimming involved in glycoprotein ERAD pathway; carbohydrate metabolic process. Lineage: Eukaryota; Metazoa; Arthropoda; Arachnida; Sarcoptiformes; Pyroglyphidae. Gene Ontology annotation, cellular component: membrane; endoplasmic reticulum. The record is from RefSeq and is a predicted model, not a curated record. Gene Ontology annotation, molecular function: mannosyl-oligosaccharide 1,2-alpha-mannosidase activity; calcium ion binding.